Messenger RNA from Lobosporangium transversale, 3770 nucleotides. Its product is annotated as CPSF A subunit region-domain-containing protein. The record is from RefSeq and is a predicted model, not a curated record. Gene Ontology annotation, molecular function: U2 snRNA binding; protein binding. Gene Ontology annotation, biological process: mRNA splicing, via spliceosome. The coding region runs from base 78 to 3665 and encodes 1195 amino acids. NCBI's taxonomy places the organism in Eukaryota, Fungi, Mortierellomycota, Mortierellomycetes, Mortierellales, Mortierellaceae. The transcript is spliced from 9 exons. Gene Ontology annotation, cellular component: U2 snRNP; nucleus.
CCUCUGGCCUCCAUUCUUGCUAAUUUUCAUUUUCUUCAAGCGGGACAAUUAUAAAAACGACUGACGGAACCUGAGCCAUGUUUCUGUAUAACUUGACCCUGCAGGCCCCCAAUGCCAUUAACCAGGCGAUCCUUGGUAACUUCUCAGGGACUCGUCAGCAGGAGCUUAUUGUCUCUCAUGUCUCAAGGAUCGAGUUGCUUAGGCCAGACACAACUACUGGAAAGGUCCAUUCUAUUCUCUCUCACGAUGUAUUUGGUGUUGUCCGAUCCCUAGCUUCAUUUCGCCUGACUGGAGCAUCUAAAGACUACAUUGUCAUUGGAUCAGAUUCAGGAAGGAUCGUUAUUUUGGAAUAUAACCCGGCCAAGAAUGUGUUUGAAAAGGUACAUCAGGAGACAUUUGGCAAGUCUGGAUGUCGAAGAAUUGUGCCAGGACAGUACCUUGCCACAGAUCCGAAGGGUCGUGCCGUCAUGAUUGGUUCGAUGGAAAAACAGAAACUCGUGUAUAUUUUGAACAGAGAUAUCGCGGCUAGGUUAACGAUUGGAUCGCCUUUGGAAGCGCAUAAGUCCCAUACAAUUGUACAUUAUUGCACAGGAGUCGAUGUUGGGUUCGAAAACCCUAUAUUUGCGUGCCUGGAAGUUGACUAUUCAGAGGCUGAUCAGGAUCCUAAGGGGGAGGCUCUCAGGGAAACUGAAAAGAUGUUGACAUACUACGAAUUAGAUCUUGGUCUGAAUCAUGUUGUUAGAAAAUGGAGCGAAGCAGUCGAUCGCAAAGCAAAUAUGCUAGUAGCAGUACCCGGUGGCACUGAUGGGCCGUCAGGAGUUUUAGUGUGUUCAGAAAAUUAUAUUACUUAUAAGCAUAUCGCCUCCGCUACUCUCUCAGUACCUAUACCAAGACGGGAGAGCCCAUUGGAGAACAAGGACAGAGGACUAUUGAUCGUAUCAGGAGUCGUUCAUAAAAUGAAGAACUCAUUCUUCUUAUUGUUACAAAGCGAAGAAGGUGAUUUAUACAAGGUCACGAUUGACUACACAGGGGACACCGUAAACGAAAUUAAAAUCAAGUACUUUGACACAGUUUCGGUCGCCUCAGGGCUUUGUAUUCUGAAGAGCGGAUUCUUAUUUGUCGCCAGCGAAUUUGGAAAUCAUCAUUUUUACCAGUUCGAAAAAUUGGGUGACGAUGAUGAUACCCCUGAAUAUUCCAGUAAUGACUUUAUGGGAGCUGACGGCGAACAUCUGAAUAUCAGAGUAUACUUCAAACCAAGGCCACUGGAGAAUUUGCUUCUAGUUGAUGAACUAGCCAGUAUGGCUCCUUUGACAGAUGCCAAGGUUUUGAAUCUUACUGACGAAGAUACGCCACAGAUUUACGCGCUAUGUGGCCGAGGUGCACGUUCAACGAUGAGGAUAUUGAGACAUGGAUUAGAGGUUACGGAGAUGGCUGUGUCGCCCCUACCUGCUAACCCAACAGCAGUCUGGACUACCCGACUGACAGCUGACGAUCUAUAUGACCAAUAUAUUGUUGUUUCCUUCUCUAAUGCAACACUGGUACUUUCUAUUGGCGAAACAGUGGAAGAGGUUACUGAUACUGGCUUUUUAGCAACAACACCAACGAUCACAGUCCAGCAGCUUGGCCAAGAUGCGUUGCUUCAGGUCUAUCCACAGGGCAUCCGACAUAUUCGCGCUAACAAACAGGUAACAGAAUGGAGGGCUCCAGGAGGCAGACAGAUUGUACGCGCGGCCACAAAUCGGCAACAAGUUGUGAUCGCAUUGACUGGUGGUGAGCUUGUCUAUUUUGAAGUCGAUGAUGUCGGAAAUUUAAGCGAAUCACAUGUGCGUAGGGAAAUGUCUGGCAAUGUCACUUGCCUUAGCAUUCAGCCCUUGCCUAAAGGAAGGAGGCGUGUUCGUUUCUUAGCUGUUGGAUGCGAUGAUAAUACGGUCCGUAUUCUCAGCCUAGAUGCUUCAUCAUGUCUAGAACCUCUAAGUUUACAGGCUUUAUCAGCCAUCCCUGAAUCUCUAGUUAUGAUCGACAUGCCGGAUCAAAUCUCUGAAGGAUCAUUGACAACAUUAUACUUGAAUAUCGGUUUGCAGAACGGAGUCUUGCUCCGCACUGUUUUGGAUCAGACGACAGGUCAGCUCUCGGACACUCGUACACGUUUCUUAGGCGCACGUGCAGUUCGACUUUUUGAAUUGAACAUGGCAGGCAAUCCCUCAGUUUUAGCACUCUCAAGCCGACCAUGGCUUAGCUACCAAUUGCAGUCGCGUAUUCAUCUGAACCCAUUAUCAUACGAAGCACUGGAGUAUGCAGCCAGCUUUACGUCCAAGCAGUGUCUGGAGGGAGUUGUAGCAAUUGCAGGAAAGGAGCUCAAGAUUUUUACUAUCGAAAAAUUUGGACAAGUCUUUAAUGAGACAGCUAUCCAACUGACAUACACGCCACGCCGCUUUGUUGUCAACCCUGUACACAAAACAAUUGCGGUCAUUGAAACCGAUCAUCAGACUUACUCCACACUGGAAAAGAAGAAGAGGCUUGAGGAGCUUGGAUUCGCUAUGCGGGAGGAGGAAGAACUCGACCCUGUCGUCUUUGGACAUGCUAGAUCUUUGCCCGGCAAAUGGGCAUCGUUGAUCAGGAUCCUCAACCCAGCAACGGGGGAGACAACAUUUACGCUCGAGCUCGAGCAGAAUGAAGCUGCAUUGAGUGUAGCGGUACUUAAUUUUGCAGUCGAAGCAAACGAGUUGUUCUUGGCAGUCGGCACAGCAGCAGAUUUGACUUUGCAACCAAAAUCGCUGUCAUCGGGCUUCAUCCAUAUUUACAAGUUUGUAAAUGAAGGCAAAGGUCUGGAGUUGGUCCAUAAAACACCAGUAGAGGAAGUGCCACAAGCACUCCUUCAUUUCCAGGGUCGUCUCUUGGCAGGUGUCGGCAAGAUUUUACGCGUAUACGAUCUUGGCAAGCGUAAACUUCUCAGGAAGACUGAAAACCGCAUGAUUCCAAAUGCGAUCGUGACGUUGCACAAUCAAGGAGGGCGCAUCAUUAUAGGAGAUGUGCAAGAAUCACUUCACUAUGCAUCAUACAUUCCUGCAGACAACAAGAUCGUUACUUUCGCAGAUGACAAGUCACCGAGAUGGGUUACGUGCUCUGCAAUGAUUGAUUACGACACUGUGGCUGCAGGAGACAAGUUUGGUAACUUCUUUGUCAAUCGAUUGCCGCAGAAGCUCAGUCAAGAGAUUGAUGAGGACGAGGCAGGUUCCAAAUCUGUGGGAAAGGGUUAUCUCCAUGGAGCCGCACACAAGGUGGACAUGUUGGCACAUUACCAUGUAGGUGACAUUUUAACGUCAUUGGCUAAGACAAGCUUUGUGGCAGGAGGGCGCGAAAUGAUUUUGUAUACAUCGUUCCUGGGUGGAAUUGGUAUAUUUAUCCCGUUCCAGACCAAGGAGGAUAUCGAUUUUUUCCAGACACUGGAGAUGCAUAUGCGGAAUGAGAUGCCUCCUUUGGCGGGCCGUGAUCACUUGAGUUACCGUGGAUAUCAUGUUCCUGUGAAGGGAACUGUGGAUGGCGAUAUUUGCGAGCAAUACAACUUGCUAUCAGGUGACAAGAAGAGGAUGAUUGCAGAAGAGCUGGAUAGGACACCGGCUGAAAUUCAAAAGAAGAUUGAGGAUAUGCGUAUUCGAGCAAUCUAAAGUCUAGAGAAAGUGGGUCAUUUUUUAUUAGACCAUUCAGUAAAAUCAGAUCAGUGUGUAAUAGGGGAUGAAUUGCGCCAGAUAAAAAGAUGAGCACUAUCUUAA